This is a messenger RNA of Magallana angulata, 3003 nucleotides long. Its product is annotated as prestin-like. Bases 222 to 2609 code for a protein of 795 amino acids. Gene Ontology annotation, biological process: transmembrane transport. Gene Ontology annotation, cellular component: membrane. Gene Ontology annotation, molecular function: chloride transmembrane transporter activity; sulfate transmembrane transporter activity; oxalate transmembrane transporter activity. The record is from RefSeq and is a predicted model, not a curated record. Lineage: Eukaryota; Metazoa; Mollusca; Bivalvia; Ostreida; Ostreidae. The transcript has a single exon.
UUGAGUAAUUGCGACGUUUAACAUCAGCUUUAAACUUGAUGACGACAUGUACGAUUCCCCUUUGGCAGACAAUCAUCACAACAGGUAUAAAUAAAACACGACGACCCGGCUGCCUGUGCACGUUCAUUGUAGAACUCCCAAGUAUUCUCAUGAAUAGUGACCAGUAAUCACUGACCGAGGAGCGCGUUUUGUACACAGACACAACGAGUUUGUCGUCCACGAUGGCCACACUGGAAUUCAGUCAUCGCUAUUUGGAAAUCGAAGAAAAUUCUCAGACCUUGCUACAGAGACUGAAAAAGAAUUUCUACUGUUCUCCCAGACGUGCAUGGAAGUUCUGUGCUUACCAUUUACCCGUGUUGAAAUUCCUCAAGUAUUACAAAUUCAAGGAGUAUGUGUUGAUGGACUUUCUGACGGGACUGACCAUUGGAAUCAUGCACAUUCCACAGGCCCUGGCGUUUGGAUUGCUUGCUUCAGUUAAGGUAGAGAACGGACUUUAUACCUCACUAUGGCCGAUAUUGUUCUAUGUUAUUUUUGGUACAUCGCCUCACAUCUCCAUGGGAACUAGCGCCGUGAUCUGUAUGGUAACCGCCGGGGUUGUUGAUAUACGGGCAGAUGAGUUCAAAUCCCAAAAUCAACAUUUACUGGCCUCGUUUAUUGCUAAAAUUAAUGCAACGAUGCAAAACUCGACUACCGUGGAGUGGGUGAAUAUUCCGGAAUUCAUGGAUUUCAAGGAGAACGUUGCAAUGAACAUUUCGUUGUUCUCGGGUCUUAUCCUUAUUUUCAUGGGAAUGUUCCGUCUUGGAUUUAUUACUUUCUACUUUUCCGAGUCCUUCUUUAGUGGUUUCACUUCCGGUGCAGCAGUUCAUAUCGCAACAAGUCAGAUGCCGGCUCUUCUAGGAAUUCAUGUCAAACGCUACUCGGGGGCCUUCAAAAUAGUCUACACAUACAAAGACAUUUUUAAAAACAUCACAUCAGUAAACCUUGCCACCCUUGUCAUUUCCAUCAUUUGUAUAAUCAUUCUGUGUGUUGUGAAGGAAUGUAUAAAUGAGCGUUUCAAGCAUAAAUUAAAGAUUCCGAUUCCGACCGAGUUGAUCAUUGUAAUAGUCGCGACUCUCGUCUCCUUUUUGUCGGACCUGAAGGAGGUGUUCGAUGUCGAUGUUGUCGGGACGAUUCCAAACACAAUACCGGCUCCGGUGCUACCCGACAUGACCGACGUUCCCCUGUAUUUGGGCGACUGCUUUGUCGUCGCCAUCCUGAUUUUCUCCAAUACCAUUGCAAUGGCAAAAAUAUGCGCCAAAAAGCAUAACUACGAAUUAAACGACAAUCAGGAAAUCUAUGCCUACGGCAUUUGCAAUUUCGCCAGUUCGUUUUUUAAGUGCUUUCCGUCCGCUGUGGCUCCUCCAAGAUCAAUGAUUCUGUCGUCCAUGAACGCCAAAACGACAAUAAGUGGUUUGUUCUCGGCUCUUCUGAUGCUCUUGGUCAUUGUGGCAAUCAGUGAACUAUUCUAUUCCCUGCCAAAAGCUGCUUUAGCUUCCAUUAUUCUGGUAGCAUUGAAAGGACUGUUCGUUCAAAUGUCGGAUGCUAGACGAUAUUGGAUGAUCAACAAGUACGAUUUCAUCAUUUGGUUAUGUACGAUUACCUCUGUGGUUUUCAUUGACAUUGACUUUGGACUCGGUAUCGGGUUAGCAGUCUCUCUCCUUACCAUUGUGUUUCAAAGCCAGCGAGCUUCAGCCUUGAGAUUGAUGAAGUACAACUCUAACUUCAGAAAUAUACGUGGCAUAAAGAAACUGUUCUCACUGAGUCCCAUCAAAAUAUUUGUGUACAAAUCAAGCAUAUUCUUCGCAAAUGCUGAGAUAUUCCGUAACAAAUUGUACUCGUCAACUGUCAACCCAAGGAAGUUUAUGAAAUUGUUAAACAAGAAGUACGAAAACACACCUACUGGAGGUGGAAAUGACAGUACACCCAAACGCACUGGUCUUCCACUCCAGAAAAUAUCGACUGUCACUACAGAAAAUGGCUUGAAUAAUAACAACCAGCCUGACAGUGUAUUUUCAUCAGUUUCUUUCGAGGAAUCUUCGUCGAGUAAUCAUUUAUACAGCAAUCAAGCCGAUUUUGAUGCUGGCAAUUUCUUAAACAAGGAGUCUGUUUUUGUGGGAUUGCCACCACCGGAGCAUGUUCUGAGUCUCACGUCUAUUGACACACUUGAUAGCUUGGACACUGUAGACUCUGGAUUUGACGAAAUUUCAAAUCCCAAGCAACUGCUAGCAGAGUACAAGCGGACUCGAGUCAUCAUUCUUGACAUGGCAUGCGUGAACUACAUCGAUGCUUCCGGUACUAAUCUCCUCGUUCACGUCCACAAAGAGUACUCAAAACUUGGAAUUCGUCUUCUUUUGUCGGGAUUAUCUGAAAGAGUUCACGUAACAAUGAAACAUUCAGCUGCUUUUGACGUCAUUCCAAAAGAUGACGUAUUUCCGGAUUUGGCGGACGCCAUGGCGUUUGCGGAGGAACUCGUUGUUCAGCCGUCUGAACCAGCUCAAACGACCCCGACUCGAUCAGUGUCUUUCACGGACGAGGAAGCUGUGGAAGAAUCAUAUGUUGUGCAUCUAUAGAAACAGUAACAUAUUUUGCCUGAACUUAAAACGGUGAACAUAAAAUUAAUCAGUGAACAUGUAAAUCGAGGGGCAUGGACUUGACCUGGCAGAUAUGAACUUGUACCAGCGAUAAUUUGCUGUAACUUGUAUAUAAUUAAUAUGUUUCAUAACGAAAAUUAAUGUUAACGUCCUAUAGUUGAAUCUCAUUGUGUACAUAUACUUUAUCAUCGAAAUGAAUGGGUCCAUUAUCUACUGAAUAAUAUUUAUUCUCAAAGACUCAAUGAGUUUCGAAAAAAAAAAAACCCAACAAUUUCGUAUUUGAUAUUUUGUUUAUACAUGUACUUUGUAGAUUCAUUUUUUGCUAAUGACGAACAAUCACUUACCACAAAUAAAGUUGUUGUUCUUUCUUUGA